AUGACGCAAGUUCAGGAGCGAUGGCGAGAAACUGAACAUCCUAAGGGACAGAAGCCUUCUGCUGGCGCCGUGGCAAGGGGAGAGAGUGAACAGGGGUCUGGGGAAACAAGAAAGCAGGAAGUCAACUCCUACGAGCCGAGCGGGCAGGUCGAAGACAAGUUGGACCAGCUCAUAAGUCGUGCUCAGAAGACUGGGAUCAUGAACUUUGUUUCUCCACCCAACAGUGAGCUGUUCUACUCCGUCUGCCCGAAGCUCAGAACCAUGUCGUUACACGACAAAUGCCUAGUGAAUCUCCAUUUCUUGACAGGGAACUUGAAGUUCAGCUCUAUGACGAUUCUCGAUUUGAGUCAGAACGUGAUUGGGGAUGUAGAUGUCUUGUUCUUGAGCUCAUUCCCCGUCCUCAAAAAGAUCAACAUGAGCAAGAACAAGAUACAUCACCUCCCAGACUUGGGAUGGGAGAACUUUGCAAACGUGCAAGAGAUAGACGUGUCUGACAACAUCCUAGAGGAGCUUCCAGAGGGCAUGCGAGAGCUGUCUCGGCUCAGGGUGUUGAUAGCAAGCAACAAUCGGAUCCGACGUAUCCCAGAUCCCGUCGCUCGACUUGCAUCCAUCACCGACAUGGACUUCGAGGCGAACAGCCUGGAGGAGAUUCCGCUAGCGUUUGCUGCAAAUCAGACGCUGAAGAGGUUGAACGUGCAGUCAAACAGGAUCACAACGAUCGCGAAAGAGAUAUUGGAGGCAACAAACAUCGAGCGUCUGAGCACGAGGGGAAAUCCGAUGGAGAUGAGGCUGCAGGACGGGGUUGAGUCAUACUUGCAGCGAAAGAACUUGAAAAUCAUUGAGAACGGCGAAAUCAUCUCCUUCAAUGCGCUGGAGAUUGCGAAGGAGAGGGAGACUGGCAGGGCUCUGCUCAAGCAGAAGCAGACUUGA
Molecule: messenger RNA, 930 nt
Organism: Guillardia theta CCMP2712
Lineage: Eukaryota; Cryptophyceae; Pyrenomonadales; Geminigeraceae
Exons: 3
Coding region: 1-930 (309 amino acids)
Molecular function (GO): protein binding
Source: RefSeq, a predicted model, not a curated record